GCUCGCUGCGAUUACCAUGGCACCUUCAAAUGGGCACAGAAAUGGAAAGCAUGCGAAGUCGUCCAACAAGUCUGGAAACUUGAAGCGGAAGCGGGUCCAAGAGGACUUAUCAUCGCUCAUCAAGCGAGUCGAAGAUCUCGAUCUCAAAGCAAAAUACGAAUCGUUCUCCGAUUUGCCCAUUUCAGAACCGACUCUGUCCGGCCUUACAUCGUCACACUUCAAGACGCUCACCGACAUACAGUCUCGAGCGAUCAGUCAUGCGCUCAAAGGCCGAGAUGUUUUGGGCGCCGCAAAGACCGGAAGUGGAAAGACAUUGGCUUUUUUGGUCCCCAUAUUAGAGAACCUGUACCGAAAGCAGUGGUCUGACCACGAUGGCUUAGGAGCCCUUAUUAUCUCGCCGACGCGCGAGCUGGCGAUUCAGAUUUUCGAGGUGCUGCGGAAGAUUGGGCGGUAUCAUACGUUUUCUGCUGGAUUGGUUAUUGGGGGGAAGAGUCUGAAGGAGGAACAGGAGAGAUUGGGGCGGAUGAAUAUUCUUGUUUGUACGCCGGGUCGGAUGUUGCAGCACCUGGACCAGACGGCUUUCUUCGAGACGUAUAAUCUGCAGAUGCUGGUAUUAGACGAAGCAGAUCGGAUUAUGGACAUGGGUUUCCAAAAGACAGUCGAUGCGAUCAUUGGACAUUUACCACCCGAGCGCCAAACGCUUUUGUUCAGCGCGACACAGACAAAGAAGGUCUCUGACCUGGCUCGACUCAGUCUUCAGGACCCUGAGUAUGUGGCUGUCCAUGAGGCUGCGUCUUCUGCGACGCCGUCGAAGCUUCAGCAGCAUUAUGUCGUGACUCCACUUCCGCAAAAGCUCGAUACGCUGUGGAGUUUUAUCCGCAGUAACCUGAAAUCAAAGACGAUCGUAUUCAUGUCAUCAGGGAAACAGGUCCGGUUUGUUUACGAAUCCUUCCGGCACAUGCAGCCCGGUAUUCCUCUACUACAUCUUCACGGUCGUCAAAAACAGGGCGGACGGCUCGAUAUCACAACACGAUUCUCACAAGCCCAGCACGCAGUGCUAUUUUCCACUGAUGUUGCCGCUCGAGGUUUGGAUUUCCCCGCUGUGGAUUGGGUCAUUCAACUCGAUUGCCCUGAAGACGCAGAUACAUAUAUUCACCGUGUCGGACGAACAGCGCGGUACGAACGCGAUGGCCGUGCAGUGUUAUUCCUGGAUCCUAGCGAAGAGAAAGGUAUGCUCCGACGUCUCGAGCAGAAGAGAGUUACGGUGGAGCGAAUCAACGUGAGAGCGAACAAGCAGCAGAGUAUCAAAAAUCAGUUGCAGAAUAUGUGUUUCAAAGAUCCUGAGCUCAAGUAUCUCGGGCAGAAAGCUUUCAUUUCCUACGUCAAGUCCGUCUACAUCCAGAAAGACAAGGAGACAUUCAACCUGAAGGAACUUAAGCUGGACGAUUUUGCAGCAAGCCUAGGACUUCCUGGAGCACCUCGAAUCAAAUUCAUCAAAGGUGACGACACAAAGGAACGGAAGAACGCGUCUCGGGCUACAGCUUAUCUAACCAGCGGUGACGAGGAAUCCGACGAGGAAGGUGGAAAGAAAAAGCAGCCCAAGGAAAAGGAAGUGCGAACCAAGUACGACCGCAUGUUUGAGCGACGAAACCAGGAUGUGCUGGCAGAGCACUACUCGAAGCUUAUUAACGACGACGGCACGAUUGCCGACAGCAAGAACACCGAGGAGGCAGACGAAGACGAGGACUUCUUGUCCGUCAAACGCCGCUUCGACGCUGGAGACGACGCUCUUCACGCUGAAGACAGUUCUGCAUCCGACUCAGACGCUUCUGACUCCGAGGCUGAAGAUCACACAGAGAAGAAAGAUCCUAAGGUCGUCAAAAUCAGCGACAAAGACACGCUGGUUAUCGACUCGAAACGGCGUGAGAAACUCCUCAAAUCCAAGAAGAAACUUCUCAAAUUCAAGGGUAAGGGAACGAAAUUGGUCUAUGACGACGAAGGAAACGCACACGAGCUCUACGAGAUGGAAGACGAAGAAGCAUUCAAAGCCCGCGGUGAUGCAAAGGAACAGCAGGCACGGUUCUUGGCUGAGGAGGCGGCACGCACCCAGCGCGCGGAUAUGGAGGAUAAGGAGAUUGCUAAGCAGAAGAGGCGCGAGAAGAAGGAGAAGCGGAAAGCGAGGGAGCGCGAGCUCUUGGCUGAGGAGGAGCGUGAAGAGCGCGUCGCUCAGCUUGUUCCGUUUGACGAGGACGAGGACAUGGGUGAUGCAGGCGGGUACUCGCAGUCUUCGGAUGGAGAAGAGGAGGCGCCGCGACCGAGCAAGAGAGCAAAGGUGGAAGAGCCCAAGGCAGUGCCUUGGUACAAGAAAGAGGCCGGAAAAAAGAAUGAUGCCGGAGAGAAGCAAAUCCAGACAUUGGAGGAUCUGGAGUCGUUGGCUACGGGGCUGCUUGGGUAAUUGGUCUCUUUUUGUGCACUUUCUGUCAUUCCAGCGAUUAUCUACAUAUCCCUUGCAUGUACAUACAGAGUAUGGUAGUGAUG
Molecule: messenger RNA, 2538 nt
Organism: Aspergillus nidulans FGSC A4
Lineage: Eukaryota; Fungi; Ascomycota; Eurotiomycetes; Eurotiales; Aspergillaceae
Gene: dbp4
Product: RNA-dependent ATPase HCA4
Exons: 1
Coding region: 17-2455 (812 amino acids)
Biological process (GO): ribosome biogenesis; rRNA processing
Cellular component (GO): small-subunit processome; nucleolus
Molecular function (GO): identical protein binding; ATP binding; ATP-dependent activity, acting on RNA
Source: RefSeq, a predicted model, not a curated record